Phaeodactylum tricornutum CCAP 1055/1 is the source of this 1570-nucleotide messenger RNA. RefSeq lists its product with no specific name. The record is from RefSeq and is a predicted model, not a curated record. The transcript has a single exon. Lineage: Eukaryota; Bacillariophyta; Bacillariophyceae; Surirellales; Neidiaceae. The coding region runs from base 161 to 1570 and encodes 469 amino acids.
CCAGAGCCUCCUCAGACUUCCAACAAUCCACCAAGGCACAUUGGUUGGUAGCAAAGGAACAAAACACUUUUCUCUUUCACCUCGUUACCCAAAACGUAAUAAACAACGGCAUCGUUUGUCGUUACGUAUUCUUCACAAGCACUGCGGAUUGGUGGGUACCAUGACGGCCAGGGUGGGUCCGACGACGGCGACGCGCAAACUCACGGACGCGGAAGCGGACACGUUGCAAACGCGUUUGCGCAGUUUCAUGACACCGGGAGGUCCGGAAGACGAAGAAGACGUGAAGGAAUUGGUCGAGUACCUCGUCAUUAUGGUGUCGAACCAAAAGACUGCGGAAGACGCGUAUCAGGAAAUGUUGGAAAUGGAUAUGGACUUUUGUCCCCCCGCGACGGCCCAAAACGUCCGUCGCGCGAUUACGGAAUUUCUGCAAUCGCUGGAUGCCGCAACGACACCAGUAGAGACUCCGGUAGAGGAUCAUGCCGAUAUAGACAACGGACGCGUCACCAAGAUUCAAUCGUCCGGACGCAACGCCCUUACCAUGUCGGGAGCGCUGGGCGCGUCACGCCAAGGUCGAGCUAAAAAUGAAGCAGCCCCCGCUCCUUCGCGUCGCGCCCCUCCCGCCAAGGAUCGUGCUACCGCUACUAGCACUACAGCAACCGGUGCUUCUGCAAAGACUGGUAGCGGUCGUAAAAGUCAACCACCCAACAACAAUCACAACAACAGCAGUGCGAACAACAACAACAACAACAGCCUCAGUCGUACGCCCCGCGAAGCCAACGGCGCUCCCCGUCGGGAUGACCGGGGCCGCGCCUUUGAUCGAUUGACACCGGGACGCUCCAACGAUGGCCGCCGAAGUGGCGGACGGGGCGGUCCCCGUGGCGGCACCCCCGACGCUCCUUUGCGUCGCCGUGACGAUGGGAGAGGCCUUGGACGGGGAACCGGUCCGAGUCCCCGCGGUGGACGCGCCGUGGGACACGCGUCGGGACAGCGGCGUGAACGCGACGAUUACAUUCAACCGGAGGAACACGAUUUUCUCCCUGCUGGACGAGGGCGGGGUAGCGGUCGUGGGUUCGAAGGAAGCCGCGGUGGUGGUGGUGCUGGCCGUGGAUUUGACGACGGCGGCCACAAACGCCUACGCCUGGACCAUCACCAUCCGGGUGACGGAGGCCAUUCCAACCAAUCUUACGCCUACGACAAUCAUCACGGCUACUACGAUCAAGGUUAUUACGAUGAACCCGGCUACCAGCCGUCCUACCGCGGCCGUGGGACUCCUCGCGGCCGGGAUCGUUUCGGUGGUCGAGGGCGUUUCCCGGGACGCGGUGGUCCACCCGCCGAGUCGGGGGCCGACGCGAGCGAACACGGCGGCGACGAAACCGCACAAGCGGCGGUCGGGCAUCCCUCGCCGCUGGUGCAAACCGCCUUUGCUGGACGUUCCUACAGUUACCGUGGACGCGGACGCGGCCGGGGAUACAACCCCGGUCGCGUCCACGUGCAAAAAAUACUCGCACAAAAUACAUGGGUUCGCAAGAAGGAUGGCGAUGGUGCCGAUGCUGACGCGGGCAAGGAAUAG